AUGGCUCGGACGCCGAACGAGACGUUAAAGGUAAAACUUGUCGACACAGCUGGUCUGGACGAGGGCCCCCGAGGCACAGUCCCAGAUAAGGAAGCUCGAAGAAUUUUGAAGAAGCUCCUUCGAACUCUGAUGCAGCAAGGCAAUAUUCAUCUCGUCAUGUACUGUGUGCGGGCUGAGAGAGAGAUUCGGACGCUCCGCCGGAACUAUGAGUUAAUCCGCUCCCAAGUCAAGAGGAAAGUUCCAAUUGUCCUUGUCGUCACAUGUUUGGAAUCCUAUCAACCAAACAUGGAAGACUGGUGGAAGGUCAAUAAACGAACCAUCUCAAACUUCGGGAUGACCUUUGCUGACCACGCAUGUAUCACUACGGCGAUAAUGACAGGACCUAUGUUCAAGGAGCGCCGCACCCAGUCAUACGAUGCUGUCUGCAAACUCAUCGAGCACUGUCGUCCAUCGAAUAACACAGGGGUUCGCACUGGAUCGUUAUCAGGCAGUUUUAACGGGGUUCCAAGGACCAAGCCUAACACUAUCGUGGUCUUUGGGGCGAAAGGAGCAGGUAAAAGCUCACUCAUCAACCUCAUGGCGGGAAAGGAUGUAGCAGGCACAUCCUGUAGCAUUAGACACUGCACAGAUCGCUGGAAAGAAUAUCCCGUCGAAUUCGGCGGCGAGGUUUAUAGGGUGUUUGAUACCGUUGGACUCUGUGGCGAGUCUUAUGAAGUGUUCAACACUGCCGGAGCCAAUGGACUACAGCUGGAAUUCUCACAGUACCUCGACGCUAUCGAGAAUGCCUAUAACCUCGUUCAGGCUCGAGAGAAAGAAGGGGGAAUUGGCCUUCUUGUGUUCUGCGUGUCCGGCGCAGGCAAACUCAAUGCUAUGCACCAAAACAAUUACCGGUUCUUUCACGAAUUCCUCUGUGGCAAGAAGGUUCCUAUCGUUCUAGCGAUCACGAACCUUGAAAGGGAGUUGGAUAUGGAGAAGUGGUGGACGAGAAAUCAGGACACCUUUUGUAAGAAGAAGAUCCUCGUCAAUGGUCAUGCUUGCAUCACUGCCAUUCAAGUCAAAAACAAACCAAUGUUGCAAGAAAAAUCACGCAACGCGAUCUGGAACCUUGUCAAGGAAUUCACUGCUGACGGGCAGAAACCAGCAUGGAAAGGAGGAAACGACCUGUUCGUGUCAUCGAUGUCACCUGUAAGGAAGGAUAUUGUCUCCUACCUCACCAAGCGCUGCCAUAUGCCUCUGGAAGUCGCAAAAGAGUUAGCUAGUAAGAUCAAGAAAGACAUAGUAGGUUAUGAAGCUGCACAGAAGUACAGUGGCGCCAAUGCCAGUGGCCAUGCUAGCGAACUGGAAGAAUUUGAGCUACUUGACUUCGACAAUACGGUGAAAGGCUAA
Messenger RNA from Suillus fuscotomentosus, 1386 nucleotides. RefSeq lists its product as uncharacterized. The record is from RefSeq and is a predicted model, not a curated record. Lineage: Eukaryota; Fungi; Basidiomycota; Agaricomycetes; Boletales; Suillaceae. Gene Ontology annotation, molecular function: GTP binding. Bases 1 to 1386 code for a protein of 461 amino acids. The transcript has 4 exons.